Molecule: messenger RNA, 457 nt
Organism: Schistocerca serialis cubense
Lineage: Eukaryota; Metazoa; Arthropoda; Insecta; Orthoptera; Acrididae
Product: cuticle protein 12.5-like
Exons: 2
Coding region: 26-457 (143 amino acids)
Source: RefSeq, a predicted model, not a curated record
GACACACAGCCACCACCACUCCACCAUGUACAAGCUUCUGAUCCUGUCCGCGCUGGUGGCCGCCGCUUCCGCCGGCUACCUUGGAGGCUACGCAGCCCCCGCCUACGCCGCCCCCGUGGCCGCCUACGCCGCCCCCGUCGCCGCCGUGGCGCACGCCCCCGUGGCUGUGGCCCCCGCCGCCCCCGCAGUGGCCGUCGCGCACGCCCCAGUCGCCUCCUCCGUGGCCAACACGUACAGGAUCUCGCAGACUGCCCGCCUCGCCUACGCCGCCCCCGCCGUGGCCCACGCCCCUGUGGCCUACGCCGCCCCCGCCGUGGCUCACGCCCCCGUCGCCUACGCCGCCCCCGCCUACGGCUAUGCUCGCUACGCCGCCGCUGCCCCCGCUCUGGGCUACGGAUACGGAGCCUACGGCUACGCCGCACCCGCUCUCGGCUAUGGCCACGCCCUCGUCCAUUAA